AUGGCUUCAAAUAAGAUUAAGAUUGGACAGUACAAUGUCUUGCAAACCCUUGGUGUUGGUUCUUUUGGGAAAGUCAAAUUGGCGGUCCAUUCGGUGACAGGUCAUAAAGUCGCAAUGAAAUUCAUUAACAGGAAAAAGAUUGCUAAUUUGGAUAUGGUGGGAAGAGUCAAACGUGAAAUUCAAUAUCUGAAAUUGUUAAGGCAUCCUCAUAUAAUCAAAUUAUAUGAGGUAAUUGCAACACCAACAGACAUUAUCAUGGUAAUGGAGUAUGCUGGGGGUGAAUUAUUCAAUCUCAUAGUAGAAAAAGGCAAGAUGUCUGAAGAUGACGCGCGUAGAUUUUUCCAACAGAUUAUAUGUGCGGUUGAAUAUUGUCAUCGACACAAGAUUGCGCAUAGAGAUUUAAAACCUGAAAACCUGCUUCUGGACCCGUAUCAUAAUGUCAAGAUUGCAGAUUUUGGAUUAUCAAAUAUCAUGACAGAUGGUGAUUUCUUGAAAACCAGUUGCGGCAGUCCGAAUUAUGCCGCGCCAGAGGUGAUCUCUGGCAGAUUAUAUGCAGGACCAGAAGUCGAUGUUUGGAGUUGCGGGGUAAUUUUAUAUGUGAUGCUUUGUGGUCGACUUCCUUUCGAUGACGAGUAUAUUCCAACUCUGUUUCAAAAAAUUAAUGGUGGAAUCUAUAUAUUACCUCCAUUUUUGACGCCCGAGGUCAAAUAUCUUCUUUCUUCAAUGUUGAUAGUUGACCCUUUAAAAAGAAUAACGAUUGCUGAGAUUAGGCAAAAUGCAUGGUUCAAUAUAGGCUUACCUGAUUACUUGAAGCCAUUACCUCAUAGCGUGGAGGAUCCUUUUGCUGAAAUUGAUGAAGCUAUUGUUGCAGAGCUACAAAAAAAAAUGGGUUUUAGUAAAGAGAACAUAUACGAUGCUCUGCACGAAACCGAGAAUAAUCAAACAAAAGUCGCGUACCAGCUUGUGGUGGAUCAUAAGAGAAUGAUUUUAGCGGGAAGAAUGUCGGAUCAAAAUAACAUAAUGAGUUUUCUUGCAGCUUCUCCUCCAGCAUGGGAUGUGGUUCAGCAAGGAAAGGCAUCGUUGAUAAAUGGGGAAGAAAAUAUCGAAGAACCUUCUAGUAUUACAUUACUGAGCAGUAGUUUGCCGCCGAGUACAGACAAUUUCAGAGAUCCGAACCACCCCUUUGGAAAUCUUGCCAAAUCGUCGAUCACAACGAGACGAACAAAGUCGCGUUCCAAAUGGCAUUUCGGGAUUCGAUCGCGUAGUCCACCUUUGGAAGUGAUGUUGGAAAUUUAUCGUGCUUUAAAAAAUCUUGGGAUGGAUUGGAAAACCAUUGAUCCGUAUCAUGUUCGAUGUCGAUACAUCUAUCCUUCAGGAUUAGAGGUUAAAAUCGAUUUACAACUCUACAAACUUGAUAUCAACAAUUACCUCGUUGACUUCAAGAACGUUUCAUACUCCCUCUCUAAUUCUGAUGGUAAACCUACAUCGCUUUCCUCAUCCCCGAUAUCACAACCUGAAUCGUUAUCGUCGUCAAUACCAAAGUCUUCCCCGGACGAACCACAACUUGCUUCAUCGAUGGAGAAUAUGUCGAUGACUACCACCAGUACCACGUCUGUGCACAAUUCAUCAUCAACGACUAAAGAAAUUUACUCGCAAAGUGAUGGCAAACAAGUUUGUUCAAUGUACCCGUUCUUUGACGUUUGCACGAAAUUGAUCACAGAGUUGGCAAUUUCUGCUUGA
Molecule: messenger RNA, 1740 nt
Organism: Ambispora leptoticha
Lineage: Eukaryota; Fungi; Glomeromycota; Glomeromycetes; Archaeosporales; Ambisporaceae
Source: the annotation of a GenBank genome assembly